AUGAGAUCUGCUAUUCUUUCCCUUGCAGGAGGUGCCUCCACCGUUCUCGCCGCUGCCCGUGGUUUCAACUAUGGCUCGCAGGGCAACACUCUUGAGGCUUUCGAGUCCCAAUUCCGCACUGCUCAAGGUCUUGACACAACUAGCGGUUGGAACAGUGCUCGUCUGUACACCAUGGUUCAGGAGGGUACAGCAAACACUGUAAUCAGCGCCAUCCCUGCUGCCAUUGCGACCAACACCACUCUUCUCCUUGGUCUUUGGGCAUCCACCAACCAGGAUGCCUUCAACAACGAGCUCACUGCUCUCAGAAACGCCAUCACCCAGUACGGUUCGGCCUUCUCCGACCUCGUCGUCGGUAUCUCGGUCGGUAGCGAGGAUCUUUACCGUAUCUCUCCCACCGGCAUUGCUGCCAACUCCGGCUACGGCCAGUCACCUGACGUCCUCGUCAACUACAUCGGUCAGGUCAAGUCUGCCAUCUCUGGCACCGUUCUCUCCGGCAAGCCCGUUGGUCACGUCGACACCUGGAACAGCUACACCAACAGCUCCAACGCUGCCGUUGUUGCUGCUGCCGACUUCAUUGGUCUUGACGAGUACCCAUACUAUGAGAACACCGAACAGAACUCGAUCUCCAACGCCGCUACCCUCUUCUUCGACAAGUACAACGCCGUUGCUGGUGUCGCCGGUGGCAAGCCCAUCUGGAUCACCGAGACUGGCUGGCCGGUUUCUGGCCCUACUGAGAACUUGGCUGUCCCCAGUGUCGAUAACGCCGAGACUUACUGGAAGGCCGUUGCUUGCGAGUUGAUCAACCGCAACAUCCCUACCUGGUGGUACAUUCUCCAGGACUCUGCUAGCCCCAGCUUCGGUGUUCUUGCAUCCGGCGAGCAGCCCAAGUACGACCUCUCUUGCCCCAGCGUUGCCACCAGCAGCUCUGCCGCUCCUACUAGCUCUGUUGCCAGCGCCACCAUGCCUACCUCCGCCGCCUCCAGCACUACUCUCGCCAUUAGCAAUGCCGUCCCUACUGGUGGCGUGCCUUCGUCAUCUGGCGCUGCUAGCAACUCCGCUGUGUCGUCUGCUGCCGGAACCACUGUUCUUCCCGUCACCACCAAGGCUGCCACCUCAGUUGCUGACAAUGGCGAGACCGUCACCCUCUACUCCACCACUUUGAUUACCGUUACCAACUGUGGCUCUACCGUCUCAGAUUGCCCUACUGGCAUGUCGACUGCUAUCUCUGCCAAGCCCAGCGUCACUUCUGCUGCAGCCUCCACUGUCGUCCCCACUGGUGCCCCUGUUGCCUCUGGAUGCCCUGCCGACAUCAACGGUGCUUACCAGUACCCUCACUUGAUCGUCCCUGUUGACUCCAGCAACCCUAACAAGGCUUACGGUACCCAGUACAACGGCACUGUCAGCCCCAAGAUCUCCACCAUCUUCAACUUCGACAUCCCCGCCUCGUACGCUGGAAAGACCUGCUCUACUGUCUUCCUUUUCCCUCAGCUUAACCAGCUCGAGACCUCCAGCUACUCCUUCAACAACCAGGGUGGAUUCACCAUUUCCCUUCUGAACGGCGUCGCCACCGAGUCGACCACUUACUCCAAUGCUCCCGCUGUCGCUAAGCAGAUCGGCUCUGUUGCCGCACUCCAGCGUGGUUCGUCCCACACUCUCAGCCAGGACGCUUGCCCUGCCGGCCAGAGAGUCUCGUUCGAGGUCACCUCCACUGGCGGUCUCGAUCUCGAGUUCUUCCAGGACUACAACCCCUCUCCUCUGGGUCUUUACGUCCGCGCCUGCUAA
Molecule: messenger RNA, 1782 nt
Organism: Aureobasidium subglaciale EXF-2481
Lineage: Eukaryota; Fungi; Ascomycota; Dothideomycetes; Dothideales; Saccotheciaceae
Product: glycoside hydrolase family 17 protein
Exons: 1
Coding region: 1-1782 (593 amino acids)
Biological process (GO): carbohydrate metabolic process
Molecular function (GO): hydrolase activity, hydrolyzing O-glycosyl compounds
Source: RefSeq, a predicted model, not a curated record